Exaiptasia diaphana is the source of this 2159-nucleotide messenger RNA. Its product is annotated as mitochondrial substrate carrier family protein ucpB. Bases 269 to 1243 code for a protein of 324 amino acids. The record is from RefSeq and is a predicted model, not a curated record. Lineage: Eukaryota; Metazoa; Cnidaria; Anthozoa; Actiniaria; Aiptasiidae. The transcript has 3 exons.
UCAACACGCAAGAUGGCGGAAGAUGGCUUGUUUKACCAAAGUUAACCAAAUCUGGCAUAAUAACAACAACUUUCUCAUCUUAAAAUAGGCUGUGGCUGACCUCUAGAAUUACCUGCUYCGCUAUAGCGUACAUGGUGCUGUAUUUGCAUAUGCAAACUCUAUAAGUCGCCAUAAAAUUUCUGAAAUCAGACUCGUCAUAUGCUGAGCUCGUCGCCAACGUUAAUAUCAUGCUGGAGGAAAUCUCAACUUAAAUCCCAGGUUUUUUCCUAUGGAUAAGCAAGACACCUCACUAUCAGGUGCAUUUAAAGUCUUCAAGAUGGUUAGUUCACCAACAGAUACGGUUUCUCGGUUCGUGUUAGGAGGAUUGUCAUGUAUGACUGCCACUAUCGUGACAAAUCCCAUUGAAGUAGUGAAAAUUAGAAUGCAGCUUGAUAACCAAUUAUCAUCCAGACACACUAGCAAGAAUAUAUUCCAUGAUCGGUACUAUAAAGGCCUUAUAAGGGUCGGCCUGUCAAGAGUCUAUCAAGAAGAAGGCUUCAGAGGACUGUACCUUGGGAUUAUGCCAGCCUUGUUACGACAAGCAAUAUACAGCUCWACACGAUUUGGAGCGUAUGAGCCAAUCAAAGAGCUUCUUGGUGGAGAAGAUAUUUCCUCAACACCUUUAUGGAAAAAGGUUUUAGCAGGAACAACUUCUGGUAUUAUCGGCAGCUCAAUAGCCACACCAACUGACCUGGUAAAAAUCCGCUUUCAGGCUGUUAAAAUUGGUGAUACUCCUCCAUAUAAGAACAUGUUCCAUGCCUUUUAUCAAAUUACAUUAAAAGAGGGGUUUCUUGGACUCUGGACUGGUAUUAAACCUACUGUCAAGAGAGCUGCUGUUUUAAGUGGAACUCAAAUCCCAGCAUAUGACCAUGCCAARCACAUGAUUAUMAAUGCUGGUUGGCUAAAAGAGGGAGUAGUUCUUCAUGGUGUAUCAGCAAUCAUUGCAGGGUUUGUUGCAACCUGCAUAGCUUCUCCYUUUGACAUUGUAAGGACACGUUACAUGACCCAGCCUAAGAAUGCCUUAGGAAAACCAACUGUUUAUACGAGUACAUUGGAUUGUAUUCUGAAAACUGUGAGACAUGAGGGAGCCUUAGCCCUGUACAAGGGUUUCUUUCCAAAUUGGACAAGAACAGGGCUUGAUACCAUAGUUAUUUUUCUUGUCUAUGAAAGGCUACGGAAAAUAUUUGGCAUUGAUCCUAUUUAGGGUUGAAAAUGCUGUUUGUAUAUUGUAUUWUGUAAGUACAGGCAAUUGCAAAAAUUCUGCAUUCUAACAUACACUUAUUUCAAAGAUGUUGUUAAGGAAAAUGGCUAAGAAAGGGAAAUGAUGAUUGUCGAAUAGAGAUUACAYAACCAAACAGGUCUAUGAUUACCCUGUUUGACAUACCAGAUAUGACUGGUUGGGCUCACCUUGCUUGAAAAUAGAGACUAAAAUUUAGCCAAUGUUUAGCUCAGAUUGUCUUACAGUAUGAAUCAGUUAUUAUUUUCAGUCAUGCAAUCUCCAUUUGACAAUGACAUUUUAUCCAACAACUGUUUUUGUUUAAUAUAGGUAAUGUGAUUUUUGCUCUACUCGUUAGAAAAUAAGGCUUGUAGAUAAAGCAGAGUCUUUGCAACUAUGCUUAUUCAGGGUCAUUCAAACAUGUUUUGAAGUUUAAUGACAAAUGAAAUAGCAGCUACSCUAUAUGUUGAUAUAUUUGACUAUGCCAUUAGUAAAUAUUAUAGUGUCUUUAUUAUAUUCCUCUGUAGAGGAGUUCUAUGUGAUGAAAAUAUCCCACAAUUUAAGGGAUUUCUGGCUCUGUAUACCACGUUUACAAAACUUAAAGUCUAACUGUAGUUAUAUAAACAGAAUGUCUGUAGUUAAUAUUAUUAUUUUAAUUAUUAUUAUAUUAAAAUAAAACUAUUCUGUUUAAAAAAAAUAUUAAUUCAUAUUUUUUCUUGGUUAUGUAUCCUCUGUGUUGCUAAAGUUAUACUGYUUGUACACGUAUUUUGGUGGUCAUGACUUUGUUUUACAUUCAUCAUGUUAUGUCUUUCUUCUUUUCGUUUUUUUUCUUUUUUUAUUUGCACAAAUAUUCAACUUGAACUUGUAAAAUUUCAUGGUAAUGAAAUACUAUAUAAUAGAUGAA